Molecule: messenger RNA, 3288 nt
Organism: Strigops habroptila (Kakapo)
Lineage: Eukaryota; Metazoa; Chordata; Aves; Psittaciformes; Psittacidae
Gene: AGGF1
Product: angiogenic factor with G-patch and FHA domains 1
Exons: 14
Coding region: 261-2369 (702 amino acids)
Molecular function (GO): nucleic acid binding; protein binding
Source: RefSeq, a predicted model, not a curated record
GGCUUGUGGCGGCCCCUUCCGGGUGGCACCGCUUUCCCGCCCGGCGGAAGGGUCCUGGCGCGCGGCGGAGGGUCUCUCCGCUCUGCGCCGCCGCCGCCGGUAGCUCUCGCGCGCGGGGCGGGGCGCGCGCUCCGCCGCUGCUGCCCUCGCGCCCAGCCGGGCGCCAUGGCCGGGCCCUGCGCGGGGGGCCGCGGCCGCCGCUUCGUCGCAGGCGCCCGGUGGCGGCCGGCGGGCGGGCGCUGAGGAGCGGGCAGUCGGGCAUGGCCUCCCCGCCCGGCGGUGAGCAGCGGGCUCUGCGGGAGCGGAUAGCGGCGCUAGAGGCGGACCUGGGCGCCUGCCGCGGGCAGCUGGAGCGGACGCAGCGGCGGCUGCGCCGCACCGAGCGCCUCUACCGCGAGGCGCGGGAGGGCAACGAGGCGCUGAGGAGACAGGUUGAAGAGCUCACUAAGGAGGUCCCUAGUAGGAAGGAGAAGGAUACGUAUAGCGUAGAAGUACAGACAGAGGAAUAUGCUGCGUGGUCGCAAGCAGAUUAUUACUACUAUGAAGAUUACUACAAUCACACUGAUACUCAGGAUUGUGCGUCUGAACUGCCAGUGCAGCAUGAUCGUGGGACUGAAGAAAAUGAGCAUAAUUCCACAGAGGAACUGCAGACAGGUGUUAAUAUUCCAUUAAGGACGGAUAGCACCAAAGUUGCUGAAGGUGGAGAAGAGGAAAAUUUCAUCCAGAAUUCACAGGAAGCGGAAGAUACUUCAGUGCCGGAGGGUUCUUUGGCAGAGAGCUUGAGAGCUGCUGCAGAAGCUGCUGUUUCACAAACCGGAUUUAUUUAUGAUGAAAAUACAGGAUUGUAUUAUGACCACAGUACUGGAUUCUACUAUAAUUCGGAAAAUCAACUGUAUUAUGAUCCAUCAACGGGAAUUUAUUACUACUGUGAUGUGGAAAGUGGCCGAUACCAGUUUCAUUCACGAGUGGAUCUGCAGUCUUAUCAGACCUCUGGUACUCAGCACACCCGGGAUAAAAAAGGGAAAAAGAAGAGAAAAGAUCCAGAGCGUAUUACUGCAAAUGACUAUAAGGAUUUGGACACUGAAGAGCAAAAAUCAUCUAACAGUCUGAAUUGCUUUUCCACUACUGAGCAACUAAGUUCUAAUGAAGAAGAGGAGUCUCCAAACAUAAGAAAAAAGACUAAAAUGGACACACAACCACAAAACAGUCUAACAGCCAAAGAAUCGAUUUCUACAGACAAUAUAAAUUCACAUUCUCGCAAAAGUACACCGGAUACUGCAGCACAUACAGAUGACAGUAGAACAGCAGACACAGAGAGUGAGCCAGAAGAAGGUGAAAUUACAGAUUCAGAGUGUGAAGCAUACAGCAGUGAGGAUGAAGUAACAAGUGAAGAAACUGCUGAUUCAGAAGACUCAGAAAAUGAAGAUGAAGAAAAGAUCUGGCCUCCUUGUAUCAGAGUGAUUGUAAUAAGAUCACCAGUUCUGCAGACUGGAUCACUUUAUAUUAUCACAGCUGUGAAGCCUGCUACAAUUGGAAGGGAAAAAGAUGUUGGACACACGCUUGAGAUUCCUGAAGUUGGAGUCAGUAAGUUCCAUGCAGAAGUAUAUUUUGACCAUGAUUUGCAAAAUUAUGUUCUUGUGGAUCAAGGCAGUCAGAAUGGAACAGUUGUUAAUGGAAAUCAGAUUCUUCAGCCUAAAACAAAAUGUGAUCCCUACAUCUUGGAGCAUGGAGAUGAAGUGAAGAUUGGUGAAACUGUGCUUUCUUUUCACAUACAUCCUGGCAGUGAUACUUGUGAUGGAUGUGAACCAGGACAAGUCAGAGCACAUCUUCGCCUUGACAGGAAAAAGGAAUCUUCUGUUUGCCCAGCACUCAGCAAAGAAGAGAGAGAGUUAGUCAGAAGAAAAGCAUUAAAAAAAAUACGGGAAAAAUACGGUUUACAGAACACAGAGUAUGAAGACAAUAAAGCAGUGAAGAAUCCAAAGUACAAAGAUAGAGCAGGAAAACGCAGAGAGACCAUUGGAAGUGAAGGAACCUUCCAGAGAGAUGAUAGUCCAGCUUCUGUUCAUAUUGAAAUCAGCAACAGCAAUAAAGGACAUAAAAUGUUGGAGAAGAUGGGAUGGAAGAAGGGGGAAGGCCUGGGCAAGGAUGGUGGCGGUAUGAAGGAUCCGAUCCACCUUCAGUUACAUAAGACACAUGCGGGUUUGGGUACCAGCAGACCAGCCUCAACUGAAGAUGUUCAGAUCAUCCAGAGCAAGAAUAAAAAGAACUGGGAUAAAGCAAGAGAAAGGUUUGCUGAAAACUUCCAAGAACCAAAAUCACAAAAAGAUACACCUAAGAUUAUACCUUGGGUUAGAGGGACUGUAGAGUAAAGUCCCACAGCAGGGUAAUUCCUGUGUGUAAAUAGUUGGGAGAGAAUUUAUUUUUAUUCUUUGUUUCUUUUGCUAAAGCAGAAGUUUGGCAAUAUGUAAAAUACAGUUGUGGGAAAAAAUAUACAAGACUAACUCUAUCAUGUUAAUUGGUUUUCUGUAGUUUUCAUGCUUUUAUAAAAACAUUUUUAAUAAAACAUGAAUGGAAUUUAGGGGCAUAUUCAAAUUAAGUACUUGAAAGUGAUUACCAUCAUGAGCAGAAUGUUUCCUCAGUUGUGUUUUUUUAACACAAUUCUUCAUGGAAAGUCAAAACAAAUUAAAAUAUUAUAUACCUUUAACAUUUGAACAGUGGUUAAAAAGAAAAAAAAAGAGAAAGAAAAUCCCCCAGGGCCCUACUAACAGAGUAUCAUAUUGCCCCUUCCCCUUUCCUCUAUUCUGAGUUUAUUCAUGAUUGCCAUGAAAUGCUCAGCAAGUGGUACACCACUCUUAAACUCAUACAGUUCAGUACUAGUUACAUGUCGCAGCUAAAGGGGGGAAAAAAAACCUUGUUUGUAAACAGUCAUCAAUACUGUUCAAAAAUAAAUACUAUACUCCAGAAAUAAACUACCAGGUAGCAUUAGUGAAGAAAACGAUGUUCAAGAGACUGCUUGUAGCCACAUUUUCUUCUAUGAAGAACUUCCUUGAGAUUUGUUCAGUAAAUCUGUCUCAUGCCUUUAAAAGAGGUAUGUUUAGAAAACUGCUGUGUGGGCAUGUGUAGUAUCUAUUAACUUCUUGUUCUGAUACAUCCAUUGCUGGCAAUGGAGUUUAUGCCAGAAGAAUAAACCAACCAACAGAUUUUUGAUGGGGAAGGAUUGCCAAACUGAUGCUAAGAGCUUGGUAUUUAUUGAAUGUUCCUAAACACAAUAAAUCACUGUCGAUUUAA